Messenger RNA from Spodoptera exigua (beet armyworm), 1200 nucleotides. NCBI's taxonomy places the organism in Eukaryota, Metazoa, Arthropoda, Insecta, Lepidoptera, Noctuidae. The record is from the annotation of a GenBank genome assembly.
AUGUUGGCAACAAAGAAGCUAAUCGUCUACAUCGGUAUCCCGCUGGUGACGUUAUUGAUUGUAGUGGGAAUUGCUUUAGGAUUCAUAUUUUAUUACAAAGAUCCUGAAGCCAGUCCAGUGAACUCCAGAAAGAAAUUGGUGAUAGACCAUGAUGGCGGAGCUGAUGACGCCAUCGCAAUUACAAUGAGUUUGCUCAAUGAGAAAUACUUCGAUGGCCCAGUACUGGUUGCCUUGACAACAACGUUUGGUAACGUGAACCUCACGCAAGCAAUUAUCAACAGUGAUAGGUUUUUGGCACUCUGUGAUAGACGAGAUAUACCAAUAUACUCAGGCGCUCACAAAGCCCUUGUGUCAGAUAUGGAAUCUGAUUACUUUUAUGGAAUGGACGGGUUAGGAGACACUGGCUAUGAAUCUCCAUUGACAAUAGAUAUCGAAAAGGAACCAGCUGCUGUGGCACUUCUAGAACUUUCUAAGAAAUAUGAAGGAGAAUUGAUAGUAGUAGCUAUCGGCCCAGUCACCAACAUUGCACUAGCUGCCCGACUGGACCCAGAAUUUAUACCAAGACUAUCGCAAUUAUAUGUUGGAGCAGGCCAUAUUCAUAAUGAAUUACAUUCUGAACCCGAAUUCAACGCAGCCAUGGACCCUGAAGCGUACCACAUUGUGGCUGACAGCGCUGCAGCGGAUAAAGUAACAUUUGUACCAUUCUCCCAAGUUUACAGCUCGUUAAAUAUAUCCCUUGAUUGGCGGAAAAAUGUUUUGGGAAAAGUCAACACACCUAUCAUGGAAUCUCUGAACAUGUUUGAACGUAUAUCAAUUACCAAAGAAGUCUCUUGGACUCAACUAGACCCGGCUGUGGCGGCCAUUGCACUUAAUAAUGACAUCGUCGAGGAGUUCAAAUAUUCCAACAACAGUAUUAUUUUGGAAGGUGAAGGUCGAGGUUUGAAUACAAAUGAUUUCUCCUCAUCAGAACCUAACACAAGACUAGUUUAUAAAGCAAACGUUGAACGCUACAAGAAGUUCUUACUAGACGUGUACUCAGCCGAAUUGAAUCCUUAACAGAAAACCAAUAAGAUUGAUUGGAAAUGAAUUGAGAAGAGAAACGACUUAUCAGUGUUUGAAAAAUUUGUAUUGUUAUUACCUAAUAUAUUUCAAUAAUGGCGGCUUUGUAAAUUUAUACCAAAGGUAUACUUUUCUUCUCCG